AUGGCCUCACCAGACACGAACAGCAUCUCUCCGCAGGAAAAACGUGCAAUCGAGAAAGCCAACCAGGUGGAAGCCUCUUACCUCAAGCCCGACUUGAACAGCUUGAUCUCCGUGCGAGACUUUGAAGAUGUGGCUCGUCAGGUCUUCACGCCCAAGUGCUUCGCGUUCUACUCCUCGGCAGCCACAGACUUGGUCUCUCACCGAGCGAAUCUCGAAGUCAACAAGAAGCUACUACUGCGACCUCAAGUGCUACGCAAUGUGAAGGAAGUGCAGACGAAGCGACGAAUUCUGGGCUGUGAAUCAAGCGUUCCUUUCUUUUUCAGCCCGGCGGCGAUGGCGAAAUUGGCGCACCCGGACGGAGAGUUGGCUGUAGCGAGGGCAUGCGGUGAACAGGGUAUUGUACAGACAAUUUCCAGCAACGCAUCGUAUGCUCUGGCAGACAUAGUCUCUGCAGGGCAACCGAAUCAACCAUUCUUCUUCCAGCUAUAUGUCAACUCCGAACGGCACAAAACAGAAGAGUUAUUGAGACAUGCAAAAGCCGUGGGCGUCAAAGCAGUUGUGGUCACGGUCGACGCACCUGUACCUGGCAAGAGGGAAGCAGACGAAAGGAUAGCAGCAGAGAACGUAUCAGCUGCCAUUAGCGGAGCUGUGGCACACAACGACAAGAAAGGUGGAGGCCUCGGUCGUGUUAUGGGCAAGUACAUCGACUCGACGCUCAGCUGGGACGAUCUACCGUGGCUGAGGAGGGUAUCGGAUGUUCCGAUUGUGCUCAAAGGCAUUCAGACCGCUGCAGAUGCACGAAAGGCCGCAGAACACGGCGUUGAGGGCAUUCUGCUCAGCAACCAUGGAGGACGAUCUCUGGACACCGUGCAGCCGGCCAUGCUCACUCUACUGGAGCUUCACAAAUCAUGCCCAGAGGUCUUCGAGCAGCUGGAGGUAUACGUCGAUGGUGGAUUUACUCGCGGCACUGACACAUUGAAGGCUAUUGCUCUCGGCGCGACUGCUGUCGGCAUCGGGCGCCCUUGGCUGUAUGCUCUGAGCUAUGGACAAGAAGGCGUGAGCAGUUUGAUUGAGAUCCUGAAAGACGAGCUGGAGACUUCGAUGAGGCUCGCUGGUGUUACAGACGUCGAUCAGGCGCAUCCUGGCAUGGUCAAUACUGCCUUGCUCGAGCCACUCGUUCGAAGCUCGGAAGAGCACCCUUGGAUCUCGUGGAGGCCUCGGUCAAGGCUGUGA
Fulvia fulva is the source of this 1233-nucleotide messenger RNA. RefSeq names its product Cytochrome b2, mitochondrial. The record is from RefSeq and is a predicted model, not a curated record. Gene Ontology annotation, molecular function: FMN binding; oxidoreductase activity. The coding region runs from base 1 to 1233 and encodes 410 amino acids. The transcript has 2 exons. NCBI's taxonomy places the organism in Eukaryota, Fungi, Ascomycota, Dothideomycetes, Mycosphaerellales, Mycosphaerellaceae.